Molecule: messenger RNA, 1118 nt
Organism: Bufo gargarizans (Asiatic toad)
Lineage: Eukaryota; Metazoa; Chordata; Amphibia; Anura; Bufonidae
Gene: TMEM182
Product: transmembrane protein 182
Exons: 5
Coding region: 108-809 (233 amino acids)
Cellular component (GO): membrane
Source: RefSeq, a predicted model, not a curated record
AGUUGCCUGCAAACCGCUCGAGGAGAUAGUACAUACCAACCAGAAGAGGAAAAGCUUAUCUAGAAGGGAUUGUUUAUGUUAAAAAAUCUGUUACACCCGCAGAAAGCAUGAAGCUCAGCAUUGGGAUAUUUUUUGGUGGUCUUUUUGGUGCUUUGGGAAUUUUAGUUCUUUUGGUGGCAUUUGGAUCAGACUAUUGGCUACUUGCCAGGGAGAUUGAAAAAUGCUCAAAAAACCGAACAGAAGGGGUUGUUGACCCAGUCAUUCUGCAUCAUGAAGGUUUCUUUUGGAGAUGCUGGUUUAAUGGGGAUAUAGUAUCGGAUAAUAACACCAUGGCAGCUUUUUGGAUCACCAAUCAAGCUCCAACUAAGAACUGCACACAUGCCUACCUUUCUCCAUUUCCAAGGACCAGAGACGACCAUAACUCCACAGCGUAUCAUUCUGCAGUUGUAUAUCGAGGAUUUUGGAACAUCUUCAUGCUUCUUGGUGUGGUCACAGUAGUAGCUGGAGGCUUCAUCAUCAUCUGUGCAGCGCCUUUUGUCAACUAUAAACUUUAUAAAGCAGGAGGUGGCCUUUUUAUCACCGCUGGUAUAUUUUUCACAUUUGUGGUGGUGAUGCAUGUCAUCUGGGUUCAGAGCGUGUCUGAUGUGAGGAGUUACCAGGACAUGAAACAACAAGAUUGCCCGGGUUACACUGCGGACAUUCGCUACGGCUGGUCCUUCAUGCUGGCACCAUUUGGAAUAUUUUUUUCUCUGCUGGCAGGAAUGCUGUUUCUCUUAGUGGGACAUACUAUUGUGGUCCACACAAAGUAACCUGGUGAAGUCAAGGCUUCUCCGAGGUUUCAGCUAUAAAACUCUUUACAAUUUCAGUUAUCUUUUACAAUAGAGGACCCAACCAUUCACCUGUUCAGAAUUUUUUUUUAUUUGAAUUUGUUUAUAGGUACUGUACUUUAAGUCACUUUCAACUUUAUCUGUUGUCUGUCUAAGACCAAAUAUCACAGUAGUUAAAGGGGUUGUCUCACUUCAGCAAAUGGCUUUUAUCAUGUAUACCAAUCCUGACCUAGGCCUCUCACCCAGUUAAGCCAGUAUUCUCUGCUCUGCACUGAUGGGGCAGAUGAGCUG